Ylistrum balloti is the source of this 7800-nucleotide messenger RNA. Its product is annotated as mucin-2-like. The coding region runs from base 1 to 7800 and encodes 2599 amino acids. The record is from RefSeq and is a predicted model, not a curated record. The transcript is spliced from 7 exons. Lineage: Eukaryota; Metazoa; Mollusca; Bivalvia; Pectinida; Pectinidae.
AUGAAUUGGCCGUCAACUUCUGACUUCACUAAAAGUACCUUCUCUACAAUGCCUAAUUGGGAAACCACCACACAGAAACCAACGGACCAAACAACUUCUCCAACAACUAAGGGUACAACUGGGCCUUUACCGUCAACAGAACAAACAACAACACAUCCCGCUACAACGAUCGCAACAACUGAAAUGAAUUGGCCGUCAACUUCUGAGUGGACUAAAAGUGCCUUCUCUACCAUACAUAAUUGGGAAACUACCACACAGAAACCAACGGACCAAACAACUUACCUAACCACAAAGGGUACAACUGGGUCACCACCGACAACAGAACCAACAUCUACCAACCUCAGAACGACGAUCUCAACAACUAAAAUGAAUUGGCCGUCAACUUCUGACUUUACUGAAAGUACCUUCUCUACAAUGCCUAAUUGGGAAACCACCACACAGAAACCAACGGACCAAACAACUUCUCCAACAACUAAGGGUACAACUGGGCCUUUACCGUCAACAGAACAAACAACAACACAUCCCGCUACAACGAUCGCAACAACUGAAAUGAAUUGGCCGUCAACUUCCGAGUGGACUGAAAGUGUCUCCUCUACAAUGCAUAAUUGGGAAACCUCCACUAAGAAACCAACGGACCAAACAACUUCUCCAACAACUAAGGGUACAACUGGGCCAUCACCGACUACAGUACCAACAUUCACCAACCCGACCACGACGAUUUCAACAACUAAAAUAAAUUGGCCGUCAACUUCCGAGUUGACUGAAAGUGUCUCCUCUACAAUGCAUAAUUGGGAAACCACCACACAGAAACCAACGGACCAAACAACUUCUCCAACAACUAAGGGUACAACUGGGACAUCACCGACAACAGAACCAACAUCACCAACCCGAACGACGAUCGCAACAACUAAAAUGAAUUGGCCGUCAACUUCUGACUUCACUGAAAGUACCUUCUCUACAAUGCCUAAUUGGGAAACCUCCACUCAGAAACCAACGGACCAAACAACUUCUCCAACAACUAAGGGUACAACUGGGUCAUCACCGACAACAGAACCAACAUCUACCAACCUCAGAACGACGAUCUCAACAACUGAAAUGAAUUGGCCGUCAACUUCUGACUUCACUGAAAGUACCUUCUCUACAAUGCCUAAUUGGGAAACCUCCACUCAGAAACCAACGGAGCUAACAACUUCUCCAACAACUAAGGGUACAACUGGGUCUUUACCGACAACAAAACAAACAUCUACCAACCCGACCACGACGAUUUCAACAACUGAAAUGAAUUGGCCGUCAACUUCCGAGUGGACUGAAAGUGUCUCCUCUACAAUGCAUAAUUGGGAAACCAACACACAGAAACCAACGGACCAAACAACUUCUCCAACAACUAAGGGUACAACUGGGCCAUCACCGACUACAGUACCAACAUCAACCGUCCCGACCACGACGAUUUCAACAACUAAAAUAAAUUGGCCGUCAACUUCUGACUUUACUGAAAGUACCUUCUCUACAAUGCCUAAUUGGGAAACCACCACACAGAAACCAACGGACCAAACAACUUCUCCAACAACUAAGGGUACAACUGGGCCAUCACCGACAACAGAACCAACAUCCACCAACCCGACCACGACGAUCGCAACAACUAAAAUUAAUUGGCCGUCAACUUCUGACUUCACUGAAAGUACCUUCUCUACAAUGCCUAAUUGGGAAACCACCACACAGAAACCAACGGACCAAACAACUUCUCCAACAACUAAGGGUACAACUGGGCCAUCACCGACAACAGAACAAACAUCCACCAACCCGACCACGACGAUUUCAACAACUAAAAUGAAUUGGCCGUCAACUUCCGAGUGGACUGAAAGUGUCUCCUCUACAAUGCAUAAUUGGGAAACCUCCACUAAGAAACCAACGGACCAAACAACUUCUCCAACAACUAAGGGUACAACUGGGCCAUCACCGACUACAGUACCAACAUCAACCGUCCCGACCACGACGAUUUCAACAACUAAAAUGAAUUGGCCGUCAACUUCCGAGUGGACUGAAAGUGUCUCCUCUACAAUGCAUAAUUGGGAAACCAACACACAGAAACCAACGGACCAAACAACUUCUCCAACAACUAAGAGUACAACUGGGCCAUCACCGACUACAGAACCAACAUCCACCAACCCGACCACGACGAUCGCAACAACUAAAAUGAAUUGGCUGUCAACUUCUGACUUCACUGAAAGUACCUUCUCUACAAUGCCUAAUUGGGAAACCUCCACUCAGAAACCAACGGACCAAACAACUUCUCCAACAACUAAGGGUACAACUGGGCCAUCACCGACAAGAGAACCAACAUCCACCAACCCGACCACGACGAUCGCAACAACUAAAAUGAAUUGGCUGUCAACUUCUGACUUCACUGAAAGUACCUUCUCUACAAUGCCUAAUUGGGAAACCUCCACUCAGAAACCAACGGACCAAACAACUUACCUUACCACAAAGGGUACAACUGGGCCAUCACCGACUACAGUACCAACAUCCACCGUCCCGACCACGACGAUUUCAACAACUAAAAUGAAUUGGCCGUCAACUUCCGAGUGGACUGAAAGUGUGUCCUCUACAAUGCAUAAUUGGGAAACCAACACACAGAAACCAACGGACCAAACAACAUCUCCAACAACUAAGAGUACCACUGGGCCAUCACCGACUACAGAACCAACAUCCAUCAACCCGACCAAGACGAUCGCAACAACUAAAAUGAAUUGGCCGUCAACUUCCGAGUUGAGUGAAAGUGCCUCCUCUACAAUGCCUAAUUGGGAAACCACCACUCAGAAACCAACGGACCAAACAACUUCUACAACAACUAAGGGUACAACUGGGCCAUCACCGACUACAGAACAAACAACACAUCCCGCUACAACGAUCACAACAACUAAAAUGAAUUGGCCGUCAACUUCUGACUUCACUGAAAGUACCUUCUCUACAAUGCCUAAUUGGGAAACCACCACACAGAAACCAACGGACCAAACAACUUCUCCAACAACUAAGGGUACAACUGGGCCAUCACCGACAACAGAACAAACAACAACACAUCCCGCUACAACGAUCGCAACAACUAAAAUGAAUUGGCCGUCAACUUCCGAGUGGACUGAAAGUGUCUCCUCUACAAUGCAUAAUUGGGAAACCUCCACUCAGAAACCAACGGACCAAACAACUUCUGCAACAACUAAGGGUACAACUGGGCCUUUACCGACAACAGAACAAACAUCCACCAACCCGACCACGACGAUUUCAACAACUAAAAUGAAUUGGCCGUCAACUUCUGAGUGGACUGAAAGUGUCUCCUCUACAAUGCAUAACUGGGAAACCACCACACAGAAACCAACAGACCAAACAACUUACCCAACAACUAAGGGUACAACUGGGCCAUCACCGACAUCAAAACCAACACCUACCAACCACAGAACGACGAUCUCAACAACUAAAAUGAAUUGGCCGUCAACUUCUGACUUCACUGAAAGUGUCUCUUCUACAAUGCAAAAUUGGGAAACCACCACACAGAAACCAACAGACCAAACAACUUACACAACAACUAAGGGUACAACUGGGCCAUCACCGACAUCAAAACCAACACCUACCAACCUCAGAACGACGAUCUCAACAACUGAAAUGAAUUGGCCGUCGACUUCUGACUUCACUGAAAGUAACUUCUCUACAAUGCAUAAUUGGGAAACCACCACACAGAAACCAACAGACCAAACAAAUUCUCCAACAACUAAGGGUACAACUGGGCCAUCACCGACUACAGUACCAACAUCCACCAACCCGACCACGACGAUCGCAACAACUAAAAUUAAUUGGCCGUCAACUUCCGAGUGGACUGAAAGUGUGUCCUCUACAAUGCAUAAUUGGGAAACCAACACACAGAAACCAACGGACCAAACAACAUCUCCAACAACUAAGAGUACAACUGGGCCAUCACCGACUACAGAACCAACAUUCACCAACCCGACCACGACGAUCGCAACAACUAAAAUGAAUUGGCCGUCAACUUCCGAGUUGAGUGAAAGUGCCUCCUCUACAAUGCCUAAUUGGGAAACCACCACUCAGAAACCAACGGACCAAACAACUUCUACAACAACUAAGGGUACAACUGGGCCAUCACCGACUACAGAACAAACAACACAUCCCGCUACAACGAUCGCAACAACUAAAAUGAAUUGGCCGUCAACUUCUGACUUCACUGAAAGUACCUUCUCUACAAUGCCUAAUUGGGAAACCACCACACAGAAACCAAAGGACCAAACAACUUCUCCAACAACUAAGAGUACAACUGGGCCAUCACCGACUACAGAACCAACAUCCACCAACCCGACCACGACGAUCGCAACAACUGAAAUGAAUUGGCCGCCAACUUCUGACUUCACUGAAAGUGUCUCCUCUACAAUGCAAAAUUUGGAAACCACCACACAGAAACCAACAGACCAAACAACUUACACAUCAACUAAGAGUACAACUGGGCCAUCACCGACUACAGAACCAACAUCCACCAACCCGACCACGACGAUCUCAACAACUGAAAUGAAUUGGCCGUCAACUUCUGACUUCACUGAAAGAAACUUCUCUACAAUGCAUAAUUGGGAAACCACCACACAGAAACCAACUGACCAAACAAAUUCUCCAACAACUAAGAGUACAACUGGGCCAUCACCGACUACAGAACCAACAUCCACCAACCAGACCACGACGAUCGCAACAACUAAAAUUAAUUGGCCGUCAACUUCCGAGUGGACUGAAAGUGUGUCCUCUACAAUGCAUAAUUGGGAAACCAACACACAGAAACCAACGGACCAAACAACAUCUCCAACAACUAAGGGUACAACUGGGCCAUCACCGACAUCAAAACCAACACCUACCAACCUCAGAACGACGAUCUCAACAACUGAAAUGAAUUGGCCGUCAACUUCUGACUUCACUGAAAGUAACUUCUCUACAAUGCAUAAUUGGGAAACCACCACACAGAAACCAACGGACCAAACAAAUUCUCCAACAACUAAGGGUACAACUGGGCCAUCACCGACUACAGAACCAACAUCCACCAACCCGACCACGACGAUCGCAACAACUAAAAUGAAUUGGCUGUCAACUUCUGACUUCACUGAAAGUACCUUCUCUACAAUGCCUUAUUGGGAAACCUCCACACAGAAACCAACGGACCAAACAACUUCUCCAACAACUAAGGAUACAACUGGGCCUUUACCGUCAACAGAACAAUCAACAACACAUCCCGCUACAGCGAUCGCAACAACUGAAAUGAAUUGGCCGUCAACUUCUGACUUCACUGAAAGUGCCUCCUCUACAAUGCAUAAUUGGAAAUCCUCCACUAAGAAACCAACGGACCAAACAACUUCUCCAACAACUAAGGGUACAACUGGGCCAUCAACAACUACAGUACCAACAUUCACCAACCCGACCACGACGAUUUCAACAACUAAAAUUAAUUGGCCGUCAACUUCCGAGUGGACUGAAAGUGUCUCCUCUACAAUGCAUAAUUGGGAAACCAACACACAGAAACCAACGGACCAAACAACUUCUCCAACAACUAAGGGUACAACUGGGCCAUCACCGACAUCUAAACCAACACCUACCAACGUCAGAACAACGAUCUCAACAACUAAAAUGAAUUGGCCGUCAACUUCUGACUUUACUGAAAGUACCUUCUCUACAAUGCCUAAUUGGGAAACCUCCACUCAGAAACCAACAGACCAAACAACUUACCCAACAACUAAGGGUACAACUGGGCCAUCACCGACAUCAAAACCAACACCUACCAACCUCAGAACGACGAUCUCAACAACUGAAAUGAAUUGGCCGUCAGCUUCUGACUUCACUGAAAGUACCUUCUCUACAUUGCCGAAAUGGGAAACCUCCACUCAGAAACCAACAAAGCAAACAUCUUCUCCAACAACUAAGGAUACAACUGGGUCAUCACCGACAACAGUACCAACAACAACACAUCCCGCUACCACGAUUUCAACAACUAAAAUGAAUUGGCCGUCAACUUCCGAAUGGACUGAAAGUGCCUUCUCUACAAUGCCUAAUUGGAAAACCACCACACAGAAACCAACAGACCAAACAACUUACCUAACAUUUAAGGGAACAACUGGGCCAUCCCCGACAACAGUACCAACAUCCACCAACCUCAGAACGACUAUCUCAACAACUAAAAUGAAUUGGCCAUCAACUUCCGAGUGGACUGAAAGUGCCUCCUCUACAAUGCAUAAUUACGAAACCACCACUCAGAAAUCAACAGGCCAAACAACUUACCUAACCACUAAGGGUAGAACUGGGCCAUCACCGACAGCGGAACGUUCAACCACCAUCCCUACAACAACUGGGUCCUCGCCUACAAUUGAAUCAACAUCAACGACGAUAUCAACAAUUACAUUGAAUUGGCAGUCAACUCAACCAUCACCGACAACGGAGCCGACAACUGCAACUCCUGAUAUUACAACACCGCAAUCUACAAUGAAUUGGAUGUCGACAUCUGAUUGGACUGCGAGUACCUCUUUGGUAGUUCAUACCUCGGGAACCACAACUCCCAAACUGUCAACUAGAAAUACUUACGGUAUCUUUAGGUCAUCACCUACACCAGAAAAAGCAGACACGAUCACCACAAUGAAUACUAACAUGAAAUCGACAUCUGAAAGAACCUCCUGGGAAACCGUCACCGCUUCCCCCACCGUUAUAUUCACUUAUCCAUCACUGCCAACAAUACACCAAUCAACCAGUAUUCCCUCGAUGUCGACCUCUGACUUGGCUGCAAGCACUUCCUCGCAAACUACACCGACGCCAAUACCAACCCCAACAAUCACCGGGCAAUGUGUGGGCGAGAAAGUGCCCCCUCUCGACAUCAGUAUCUUACGUGAAAUCAAUGGUGAUUUUGAUUAUGAAAAUGGUCAUUUCUACAUGCUACCAGAUGUAAAGACGGCUUCAUUAGUGUUUAAUAUCAGUGCCGACAGCAAUGGGGUAAUUUUUGAUUCGCUCGGUGUUGAAUUCAAUCAGAUAACUAAAGCGGACAUCGAGAUUCUCGACCCAGCAGGUUUCGUUAUCGAACCAUCAUUUACGGUGUUGGGGCUUGAAGGAGAACCAUCCCAAAUAAGAACGGUGAAUUUAAAUAAUUUGUCUGGUGGCAUUGCACUUCGCAUGAAACUCACACUUGCAUCUAAUCACACUUCGGCCUACAUAGCAGAUGUAUCAAUCAUGGCUUGCUAUACGCCAGUGUGCGAGAAGAUCGUUAUGGACGAAUCUUUCAGUGACUGUUUAGAUAUAUCUACGAACCUGCUAGGUGUUGAUCCCUUCAACGUUCUGAUGCAAACCCAGGCCCAACUGACAAUGUCGAUGACGUCACUGGUAACUAACGGAGAACCAGAGUUCUAUCUCUCCAUGUAUUUUACAAAUGUCACCACCUUACCAGUGUGCCGUGUAGAAUUCGUGGCGGUAAAUGUUACCAAUGUGUUACUGAGUUACGUCGUGAGUGGUUCUACUGAACUAAUUGAAGUGAGUCAACACUUGUACUACGGCGGGAACGACGAGGUCCAUGUCUCUAUUGACCUGAAUGACACGCCAAGGGUAUCAGGAUUCACUCUAAAGUAUUAUGGAGAACCAAGCAGCGUGAUGGAAAUUAAAGACUUUGUUAUCGUCGCUUGCGAUGCAUUCAAUAUGACAUUACUUACAGCAUCAGAGACAGGAAAUGUUUCUACAAAGGUGCUUGCAAUAGGUCACCAUGAGACUUUGUCUCAGACGGCCCAAUAA